This is a messenger RNA of Camelina sativa (false flax), 382 nucleotides long. Its product is annotated as large ribosomal subunit protein eL36x. Gene Ontology annotation, molecular function: structural constituent of ribosome. Lineage: Eukaryota; Viridiplantae; Streptophyta; Magnoliopsida; Brassicales; Brassicaceae. Gene Ontology annotation, biological process: translation. Gene Ontology annotation, cellular component: ribosome. The record is from RefSeq and is a predicted model, not a curated record.
CAGAAAACAAGCAAAAGAACUCUCUUUAUCAGGUCCCUCAUCAGGGAAGUUGCUGGUUUUGCUCCUUAUGAGAAGAGGAUCACUGAGCUUUUGAAGGUCGGUAAAGACAAGAGAGCUCUCAAAGUUGCCAAGAGGAAGUUGGGAACCCACAAGAGAGCCAAGCGAAAGAGAGAGGAGAUGUCUAGUGUUCUCCGCAAGAUGAGGUCUGGUGGAGGUGCUGCUGCAACUGAGAAGAAGAAGUGAUGCAGUAGUGACUCGCGUUGGUUCAGCAGCGUGGUUCCUCGAAUUUUGUGUUUUUAGAAUUUUUGCCUAAUGUUUCUUUGGAUACUUUGUAGCAAAGAUGAUUUAAUGUUUGAAAUGAAACGAAACCAUUUUGGAGCGA